AAUACAUACGUUACCGCUGAAAAGCAGCAGUGGGUGAGCAGUGUUUGUCGAUUAAAGUGGGAAUAUGAGCGAUUUAGUGCUUUUCCUCGUCUUCGAGUGAGCUGUUUUCAUCCUUCACACGUUUUCUUUUUUCGGGAAAGGCAGCAGAGGAGGCGACCAUCCACAUCCAAGAUGUCAACAACAUGCAGGAUAUGAAAACACCAACUUACUUCCCUCCGAGGACAACAAGCAGGAUGUGUUUGGACAGAGGGACAAACCCAAUGCUGUAGAAAAGCCACCAGUGUCUUGUGACUAUGUGAAUGGACAAGCUAGUGUUUUCUUACUAAAGUAUGUAGGCGGUGAAUCUACACCAAACACUGUCACCAUCAAGUUACCUAUGUUUCGCAGUUAAAGAAAAAUAUCUGCAAGUGAGGAGAAUAGACUGAAGCUCGCAUCCUUGAAGAUGCUUCAGACCAGUAACUACUCCCUGGUGCUGCUGAUCCAGCUGACACUGUUGGCCUACGACCUCUUCGUCAACUCCUUCAGUGAACUCCUGAGAGGAGCGCCUGUCAUCCAGCUAGUGCUUUUCAUCAUCCAGGACAUCGCCAUCCUGUUCAGCGUGAUCAUCAUUCUGCUGAUGAUGUUCAACACAUACGUGUUCCAGGUUGGCCUGGUGUCCCUGCUGCUGGAGAGAUUCAGGGCUCUGCUGAUGGUCUCAGCUCUUUACCUGACCCUCAGCAUCUGCCUCCACUGCUGGGUGUUGAACCUGAGAUGGCUCGAGUCAAACCGCUUCGUUUGGACAGAUGGUCUUCAAGCUCUUUUUGUUUUCCAGAGAACAGCGGCAGUGUUGUAUUACUACUUCUACAAACGUACAGCUGAGUUUAUGGGAGACCCGAGGCUGUAUGAGGACUCUCUGUGGCUGCGUGACGCCUUUGCCAGAGCUCGUCAGUGAAAGAGGCGCGUUUAAGGGAAGACCAGGUCUCAGAGGACCUGCCAAGAAAGGCCCUUGUGACAUGAUAGAACUGUGCAGCUAAAAAGGACACUUGAAAAGAGAAAUCACUUCGCUGAUGUUGAACACUGAUUGAGCUCACAAAUGGAGAAAGAGGAUGAAGUCUCCAUCAGUUUGUGUUGGCAGCCAGUUAAAUGGUUUACAGUGGCACGUAAGCCAACCAUGACAUGCACAGUAUUGCAUUAAUCAGGAUUGAGUCUGUUAAUCUACGUGGCCUUCGUAAGUCAUUUGCAGAAAGAAUGAACGAACCUUUAUAGCUGCCUCCCAUGGCAAGUUUGCUUUGAUCUGUACAUAUGUACCAUUUAUAGAAUGACAUGCAGUAACAGCUUUGUUGGAAAUGUUAUUCCCACACAAAGGAACAAACCUGGUGGUUUAUUUUGCCUUAUUUGAUGUUAGUAUGUGUUAAUCUAAUUUUAAUAAACCAGUUUUUAUGUAAUUCCUGUUGUUUUUGAUUGGGGAUCUUUGAAUCAUGUCCCCACUGUUUAUUAAACAAACCUUCUCUAA
Messenger RNA from Larimichthys crocea (large yellow croaker), 1492 nucleotides. It is a transcript of the gene tmem138, whose product is annotated as transmembrane protein 138. The coding region runs from base 443 to 931 and encodes 162 amino acids. The transcript has 5 exons. The record is from RefSeq and is a predicted model, not a curated record. Gene Ontology annotation, cellular component: cilium. NCBI's taxonomy places the organism in Eukaryota, Metazoa, Chordata, Actinopteri, Sciaenidae.